Molecule: messenger RNA, 3029 nt
Organism: Helianthus annuus (common sunflower)
Lineage: Eukaryota; Viridiplantae; Streptophyta; Magnoliopsida; Asterales; Asteraceae
Product: pentatricopeptide repeat-containing protein At5g61370, mitochondrial
Exons: 3
Coding region: 398-1897 (499 amino acids)
Molecular function (GO): protein binding
Source: RefSeq, a predicted model, not a curated record
UUUACUCAAAAGUUAGUUCGAAGAACUCAGGGCGGUAUUGUGACUUUUUGAGGUGCUCGUCACUUUUUAAAAACAAAAUUACCAAAUUACCCCACAUAAUAAUGCCCUACACAUAUCGCUGCUGUUUCUUUUCUUCCACGGCCCCAACAUGACUCCACAGCAGCGAGUUCUUGACGCCAGUUCCGGCUCCCAGGCAUCGCUUUCACGUCCUCUGCUACUUGUUCCGCUAAGGUUUUUGAUGCUUAAUUUGCAGAAUUCCAAGAGUAUAGAUCAAGUAUGCAUGCAUAGGAACUAAUCUCUUUUGAGUUUACUGGUUGCACACCAGUUGUUCGACGAAAUGCCUCAAAGAACAAUGAACAUAUGAUAAUCUGUAUAUGCUCCAUUUAUCUCUUAUAACAUGAAGCCUUUGCUGCAACACAAGUGUCCACACCUUGAUAUCUUGAACCCGAGGCGUUUUCUUGCACACCGCUACUCUACAUUCCCGACAACUUCAGUAUCAAGUGAUCUGGAAAAGUUGUGUGAUAUCAUUUGUCAUGGGGUUGGCAGUCUAGAUGACUUAGAAGCAAGUCUUAACGAACUCAACGUUUCUUACUGCUCGUCGCUCAUUACCCGAGUGCUUGAUUCUAGCAAGAAUGAAGCACCCACGAGACGGCUGCUUAGAUUCUUUACAUGGUCAGAAAAACAUUUAGAUGGUGGACUAGAAGAUAAAGAUUAUAAUCACGCCGUCAGAGUGUUUGCUGAGAAGAAGGAUUUCAUAGCACUAGACAUGUUGAUCUCGAAUCUCGGUAAAGAAAACAGGUCAAUGGAGAGCGCAACGUUUAGUACGGUCGCUAACUCAUUGGUUAAGCUAGGAAGAGUAGACGAAGCGUUGGGGAUAUUCAAGAACUUGGAUAAGUUUAGAUGCCCACAAGAUAGUACUACGGUUACCGCGAUCAUUGCUGCUUUGUGUUCAAAAGGGCAUGUAAAAAGAGCUGAGGGAGUCAUUUAUCACCAUAAAGAUAAAAUCUCGAGUGCACAACUAAAACUUAUCGUUUACAGAAACCUACUUCACGGGUGGUCAAUGCAAGAAAAUGUCAAAGAAUCACGACGGAUUAUCAAAGACAUGAAAGGUGCAGGUAUCGCUCCGGAUCUUUUCUGCUACAACACGUUUCUCAAGUGUCUUUGCAAGAAAAACUUAAAGUCUAAUCCUUCUGGGCUUGUUCCAGAAGCAUUGAAUGUAAUGAUCGAAAUGCGAACGUAUUCAAUCACACCAACCACUAUAAGUUACAAUAUAUUAUUAUCUUGUUUGGGUAGAACUAGAAGAGUUAAAGAAUCUCUUCAGAUUCUCAACACAAUGAGAAAAACAGGGUGUUAUCCUGAUUGGGUUAGCUAUUAUCUCGUGGCACGAGUUUCGUAUCUGACAGGAAGGUUCGGUAAAGGUAAGCAAAUGGUGGAUGAGAUGGUUAAAGACGGUUUAACCCCUGAACGUAAGUUCUACUACGAUUUGAUUGGUAUUCUUUGUGGGGUUGAGAGGGUAAAUUACGCUCUUGAGUUGUUUGAUUUGAUGAAAAAGAGUUCGUUAGGCGGGUAUGAGACGGUUUAUAAUUUGCUGAUACCGAAACUCUGUACAAAUGGUGAAUUUGAAAAGGGAAAAGAGCUUUGGGACGAGGCGACAACAAUGGGUCUCACACUUGAGUGUUCAAGUGAUGUGUUAAACCCUUUGAUCACUAAGGUAUUUAAGCCAAUGAGGAAAACGGAAAAUAAAGUUAGUGUUUUGGAGACACCCAAACAAAAAGUUGGAGGAAAAUUGAAGCCAGCUAUAAAUGUGAAGAAGGGUAGGAAGUUAAUUAUUGCCAAAAAGAACGGUAAGAAGUUGAUGGUGCAUAAAAAGAUAAACAAAAAAGGAGCGUCAGCUUGAUCGAACAUCCUUGUAGAGACUAGCCAAGAUCAUGUAACAUUGAAAUUUUUACCUUCUUUAACUGCAAAAUUACGCUCAACAUGAGAAUUAAUAGCAGAGAGCAUCAAAGAACUGGAAAAACUACAUGAGAUUGAUCAUGCAAAAAGUUCAAAUAUAUAUGGGCGAGUUGCUGACCUUAUAUCAAAAGAGUGUACUGCUGAUCGUUAGUUUUCCAGGCCUGCUUGAUGCUAGUAAUGUUGCAUGAGGUAAGAACGUAAAACCUAGUCCUAGACAUUUAAUUUCCUAUCUUCACAUGGAUUUUAUCUUAAAAAUGUGCUCAAAUAUGUUAAUUUUAAGCUGUUGUUGCAUAUCAAGUUUGAUGUAGCUACAUUUUUGUCAAGAAUUUUUAAUAUUUUGUAGUAAUUCAAAGUUAAUAGUUAGUAUGUUUGAUCUUAAAAGUCAAAUUUAUAUUCGUUUGGAACCAAGGGUUAAUGCUUUCUAUUUUUUACGUUAAACAUAUAAGUUUUUAUCUUUCACAUGGAUUGUAAAGAAAGUUUGUGAGCCAAACUGUCCUCUGUUUGAAAAUAAAAACUAAGGCCCUAUAUUCUGCUUACCUAUUACAGUUUUAUACAUGUAUAAGUUGGCGGUUGACCCUUUUAAUAAUAGUUCACUACAUUAUGGCUUGUUUCAUUUAAAGUGCUAUACUUUGACCUGUUUAAUAUUAUUUCAGAUAUUCCGACAUGGUUUGACCUGUGGAUGACGUUAGACAGGUCGGGUUGAACUCAUAUGCAUCAUCAUUAUAGGAUUGUGUUCAUACUGAGUAGGUAACCGAAUUGAUGAGAAUCAUUUAGGGGCUUAGGGCCAUUUAUGUGAUGGAAGAAUGAUUGUUUAUCAGAUAUUCGGAUUUUUUUUUGAAUCAGUGUAAAGAAGGCAGCCUUGCAGAUGAGGCACUAUGGGUGUUAAAGAAAAUGAGUGACUUUAACUAUCGACCCGACAUUACGGCUUACAACGAGGUGAAAGAAGAAAAUAAAUCCAGUUACAAAUCAUGAAAGGGUUACAUUGUUAGACGAUUUUUAUUCGACAUCAACAAAUAUAAUUAAUUAGAACAAUAUUAUUAUGUUUAUUAUUCUAAGUACCAAGUUAGUUAUGGUUA